This is a messenger RNA of Hipposideros armiger (great roundleaf bat), 3848 nucleotides long. RefSeq names its product atos homolog B (gene ATOSB). Bases 1218 to 2834 code for a protein of 538 amino acids. NCBI's taxonomy places the organism in Eukaryota, Metazoa, Chordata, Mammalia, Chiroptera, Hipposideridae. The transcript has 9 exons. The record is from RefSeq and is a predicted model, not a curated record.
GAGAUAUCUGUGGUCUGGGGUGGCCAGAGUAGGCUUUCUGGAGGGGAUGGCACUUGGCCUAGCCAAGGAGAAAGGGUAGGGCUUGGGUAGGCAAACAGGGGGCAUUCCUUGAAGGAGAAAGGGCAUUGUGGAUGUUAGAUGGAAGCUUGAUCCUGGGAGCAGUUUUUCCUCCCAUGAAGGAAAAUGAAAAUGGUCUUCAAUUUGACAUUCCCCUCACCCAGUGUAGGCCCCUGAAGGUGGACUACUUGGUGAAGAUGAUCUUGUGCCCUGGCAGAAAAGCAGUGGUUUGUUUUUUGGGUGUUGAAUGUGUUGGAGAGGAGUAGAAAGGUACCCCCUAGAUGCUUCCAGCUGUCUGACUGCCACUGCCUUAUCUCUAGUUUGCAGGGCCUAAGGGGAGGGGUAGACCCUGGAAAGUGCCUUCUGGCAGUGCCUCCUCUCCCUCCCACCCCAGACUUGUUUUUGGUUAGAUUUGUUGCGUCCUGUUAAAGGGACAGACUGCUUGGGUUAAUUGGGAGUUUAAGGCUGGAGGGCCUGCUUUGAACUGACCUGAGGUUUGUACCUCUGAGUGUGAGAGGAGUGGGGGGAGGGAGUUUCUGCAAGAUACCUGCCCUUAGGGCUCUGGGGUGGUACUUGUCCCUUUGGAGAUAGACAUGUGAGAAGGAGUUGUGCAACUUGGUGGACUUUACUAGGAAUUCUGAAUUCUUGCCCUGGCUACCUCUUAGCUGGCAUGGUCUUUUUGGAGCUGGGGUAUCUCAUCCCCCUUCCCAUUCAGAGCAGGAGUCCCCAAGGUGGUGGCCCUGACAAGUCGCCAUCCUGCCUCAACUUAACAGAUCCUUAUUACAUUGAGCCAAGACCUACCUCCCUGUGACUCCUUUUGAGCCAAGACCUGCCUGCCUGUGACUCUUUAUGUAGCCCAGUUCUGCUCUCUGGGCCCUGGAUCCCAAGACUGCCCUUCUGUUUCUGAAGAGCUCCUCACAUGGGAAGAGGAUGUCUUAUGGGUCCAGCUGAGCCCAGGAGCUGCACGGAAUGGUGGCAGUCACCUUGCCAGUGCAGCGGGCAUGGAGCAGACUGCAAGCUAGGAGAGCAAGACAUCAAUCAGAAAGAGGGAACACACAGCUAGGCUUAAGGCCUCUUCAUCGGGAUGUCCCCAGGCCCCCCAGCCCAGGCCCAGCAUAAAGGCUGUGGGGGGGGGCCCCCCUGACCCAAGGCGGGGCUUCAUGCGCCACGUGCAGGCGGAGCCAUCUCCAUCCUCAGAGCCAGAGGCUGGCCCUUCGCAGCCUGCAGUCAGGCAGGGGGCCCUCCAGGGUGGCCUGCUCAUGGGCUACAGCCCAGCAGGGGGGGCAACAUCCCCCGGGGUCUACCAGGUAUCCAUCUUUUCCACUCCAGCUGGUGCCUCCGAGCCUCAUAGGGCCCUGAAACGGUCAGCCCCAUCCACUGAGGGUCCCCGAGAGCUGAAGAGAGGCCCUGGGUUGGGGGCUAGGGAGGGCCUACCCCCUGAAGAACCAUCUAUUGUGGGGCUAUUGGGCUCAGAGGGGCUGGGGCUGGAACUGGGUGUGGCCAGCCAGCAUUUCUGCCAUCAUGGCCUCUGUGUUGUGGAACAGGGAAGUAGCGCCACCUCACCUUGGACUUCAGGGACCCAGAAUCCCCCCUGGCCCCCAUCAAAUGCUUCCUGCAAUACUUUGCACACCAGAGACUGGGCUUCCCCAGAUCCAGGGGGACAGGGGUCCCUGAGGGAGUCCCCAGGGCAAGCCCCUCCAGGCCAGCUGCACACACUUGACACUGAUUUGCACAGUCUUGCACAACUAGGGGGUAAGAGCCCAGUGGCUGGGGUGGGCAAUGGGGGCAGCCCCUGGCCUAGGGAGUCCCCUGGCACUGCCAAUGGGCACAGUCCCGAGCACACACCCCCUGGCCCUGGACCUCCAGGCCCCUGCCCCACCAAGCGAAGGCUGCUUCCUGCUGGAGAAGCCCUGGAUGUCAGCUCUGAGGAUGAGGGGCCAGCCCCUCAGAGGCGCCGGGGAGCCCUGGGUCACCCUCCUGCUGCCAACAGUUCUGAUGCCAAAGCCACACCCUUCUGGAGCCACCUGCUGCCUGGGCCCAAGGAGCCUGUUCUGGACCCUAUAGACUGCAGUCCCAUGGGGCGGAGGCUGAAAGGUGCCCGUCGCCUGAAGCUGAGCUCCCUUCGAAACUUCCGGAAGGGACCAGGCCUGCUGAGCCCCCCCAGUGCCUCCCCUGCUCCUACCCCCACUGUCAGCCGUACCCUUUUGGGCAACUUUGAGGAAUCACUGCUGCGAGGGCGCUUUGCACCAUCUGGCCACAUUGAGGGCUUCACGGCAGAGAUUGGAGCUAGUGGAUCCUACUGCCCCCAGCAUGUCACGCUGCCUGUCACUGUCACCUUCUUUGAUGUUUCUGAACAAAAUGCCCCAGCCCCUUUUCUGGGCGUCGUGGACCUGAACCCCCUGGGGAGGAAGGGUUACAGCGUGCCCAAGGUGGGCACCAUCCAAGUGACCUUAUUUAACCCCAAUCAGACUGUGGUGAAGAUGUUCCUCGUGACCUUUGACUUCUCGGACAUGCCUGCUGCCCACAUGACCUUCUUGCGCCAUCGCCUCUUUUUGGUGCCUGUGGGUGAGGAGGGAAAUGUUAGCCCCACCCGCCGCCUCCUCUGCUACUUGCUGCACCUCAGGUUCCGGAGCUCCCGCUCAGGCCGUUUAAGCCUGCAUGGAGACAUCCGCCUGCUUUUUUCCCGCCGGAGCUUGGAACUGGACACAGGGCUCCCCUAUGAACUGCAGGCUGUGACUGAGGCCCCUCACAAUCCACGUUAUUCACCUUUGCCCUGAAUGCCAGUGCCCUGAACCUAUGUGGGCCAAGGACCAGCCCGUCAUACUCCAUCCUGGACAGAGCAAACACGUGGAGAGGUGGCGAGAGACCCUUCAGGCUUGAAUUAAAGCCCUCGCCAUGCUCAUGCCCAAAGUGAUUAUUUGGGUGUUUAAAGCUUCUGAUCCUUACCACAAUCUGCCCUAUUCUGGGUUCUCCACGUGCCUGCCCCCUCCCUUCGAAUUCCCAGGCCAGCUUAGGUACUGGGGAGGAACCGAAGCUACCCUGAGGUUGUCCCAAGUUCCCAGGCAAGUCAUGCCAGUGUUGCCUCCCAGUCCUGGGCAGGGGCCACUUAUUAUUUUAUUUAUUUUUAAUUUAUAAUUUAUUCAAAUUGGAUUGCCUUGGUAACCUCCCAAACUUGACAAUUGGCAUUGCCCCUCCUCCCUUCCCACUCUCAGAUAUUGCUCCAACCUCAGGAGUUGAAGAGGCUGAUGUUGGGACUGGGGAACUGCUCUCCCUCAGCUGAGGGCAGAGAGGUUAUCCCAGACGGACUGAGUCACUAGCCAAAGACUCAGUUUCCCCUGUCCUUCCCUGUUUUUUUCACUUCCCCUACCCUCUGACCCCUUUCUGAAGGCCUUGUGCGCGCGCGCACGCGCGCACAUGCACAUGCGGAAGCUGUGUGUGUGGUAUGUGUGUGAGAAAGAACGUUCAUGCAUGUGCACACACAUGGGGGUUAACCACCCCUCAUCUAGGGCUCCAGACUCCAGUUGUCCCUCUCCUGCUUGUGUCUCCAUACUUUGGGGUCCUGACUGAGGAAGGUGUUCAGGGGGCAGAGUCAGGGCCAUGGACCGGGGUGCCUCCUCUCACCUGGCCAGACUCUGACCUACCUACCUCAGCUGGGGGUGAGGGGCACCCCUCAAACCCAGUCAUGUGGUUCCCAACUACCCCGUUCCCCACUCCAGACACUGACCCAGCCUUAGCCCUGACUUCUGGGGCUAGGUUGAGGGGAACAAGCAUUUGCUGAAACUUGAAAAAAA